CCUCUCUUUCGGCCAUAUUUCCGGAUCCCCUUCUAUCACCAUAACAACGAUAGCCAUGUCUGGAUUGCCUACUAUUCUCAAAGCUACUGAGGAGGACAUCAAGCUCCUCCUCUCUGCCCAGUCUCACUUGGGAACCAAGAACUGCGAUGUUCACAUGGAGCCCUACGUCUGGAAGCGCCGCGCUGAUGGUGUCCACAUCAUCAACAUCGGCAAGACCUGGGAGAAGAUUGUCCUCGCUGCCCGUAUCAUCGUCGCCAUCGAGAACCCCGCCGACAUUUGCGUUAUCUCUGCCCGCCCUUACGGUCAGCGUGCCGCUUUGAAGUUCGCCUCGCACACCGGUGCCCAGGCCAUUGCCGGUCGCUUCACCCCCGGUACCUUCACCAACUAUAUCACCCGUGCCUUCAAGGAGCCCCGUUUGAUCAUCGUCACCGACCCCUUGACCGACCACCAGGCCAUCAAGGAGGCCUCGUACGUCAACAUCCCCGUCAUCGCUUUUGCCGAUACUGAGUCUCCCCUCAAGUACGUCGAUGUUGCCAUCCCCACCAACAACCGCUCCAAGCACGCCAUCGGUCUUGCCUACUGGUUGUUGGCUCGUGAGGUCCUUCGCCUCCGUGGCACCAUCUCCCGCUCUGCUCCUUGGGAUAUCAUGGUCGACAUGUUCUUCUACCGUGAUCCCGAAGAGAAGGCUGAGGAGGAGUGGACUGGCGAGGUCUCUGCCCCCGUCCCUGCCACCGGUGACUGGGCUGCCGAUGCUGCCACCGCUGACUGGUCCGAGGCCCCCGCCACCGACUCGUGGGGCGCUUAAAUCCCAGAGUGAUUUUUAUUUUUUUGUUUUUUUUUCGGAAAUAAAAGAAGAUCUCAUUUUCCUGUUCCUGUGUGCA
Messenger RNA from Gamsiella multidivaricata, 881 nucleotides. Its product is annotated as 40S ribosomal protein S0. Gene Ontology annotation, cellular component: 90S preribosome; ribosome; cytosolic small ribosomal subunit. Gene Ontology annotation, biological process: ribosomal small subunit assembly; cytoplasmic translation. The record is from RefSeq and is a predicted model, not a curated record. The coding region runs from base 56 to 805 and encodes 249 amino acids. Gene Ontology annotation, molecular function: structural constituent of ribosome. Lineage: Eukaryota; Fungi; Mortierellomycota; Mortierellomycetes; Mortierellales; Mortierellaceae. The transcript is spliced from 4 exons.